AUGGACUGGGACUGGGACGAAGUAUAUGAUAAGAGCCGCCCCUCUAGCCCUGGUGGUGCAGCAUUCUUGAGGCCUGGCGAUCCCACUCUGUCGAUAAAAGAUGAGAAGCGCCCAGAACAUGAUGAAAUAUCUUGCAAAAAUGAUAUCCUGCUGAUAUUUCCGGACAUCUGUCCAGAUUAUCUUACGCAGCUUUCACUCCUCCACAACCAUAGAUCCGACGCAGUCAGUUCUGCCAUCUUAGACAAGCAAGAAAAAGACGGCAAGUACCCAACACGGCCCAUCCCUGAGCUCCGCUCUCGAAAGCGGAAACGAUUUGGCAGAGUUGAUGAGCCAGCAUGCGACCAUGACUAUAAUAGUGAUGAAGAAGGCGAAGAAAGUGAAGAUCGCGAGCCAGAAUCUGUGCGUUCUAUCAAGCUCGAGAUGGCUACGGAAGGAUACGCAGCCAAAAUGCAUUCGUCCCAGUACGGUGCCUUAGCUAGGACCCUGAUAAGCCAGGAUUUCCCGCGGGUGCCCCAAAUUGCAAUACGCAAUUUAUUAGUCGAGAAUGGUUCGUCCUUAUUUAAUACCUAUACUGCGAUGGACGAAAUAUAUCGGAACUCUGACGGACAAAUCAUGGCCUGGACGGAAAAAAAGACCUUGACCAAGACGAAACAAGAAUUCACGCCAGAUAGAUUCUCUAGCCUUGAUAUGAGUUCAUACAAGCCUGAGGAGCGAGCUGCUUUGGCUGAGUUUUCUGCUGCUAGGGAGUUUCGUGCGGCCAAAGAUGCCCAACUCGAAGCCAGCUUGGAAGAGAAAAUUAACUUUACCCAAGCCCAGCUAGAUGGCCAAACAAGCGAAUGUGGAAUUUGUUUUGAGGAAUGCGCCCUCAACCGCAUGGUUCGAUGCGAAGGCGAGAUGAUGCACUGGUUCUGUCGAAGUUGUCUAAAAACUCAGGCCGAGUCGCAAGUAGGCAUGGCCAGAUACGAUCUUGUUUGCAUGUCCAUGGAUGGCUGCUCGUUUGGUUUUUCUAGAGAACAGAGGGCGCUUUUCUUGGACAAGAGGUUAACCGUUGCCUUGGAUCGUAUAGAACAGGAGUCAGUUCUUCGGAUGGCUGGCAUUGAAAAUCUCGAGACGUGUCCAUUCUGCCCAUAUGCUGCAGAAUAUCCCAUCGUUGAGGUCGACAAAGAAUUUCGUUGCGAAGAUCCUCGUUGUGGGAAAGUUAGCUGUCGCCUUUGCCGUAAAGAAACCCACAUUCCCAAGACCUGCGCCGAAGCGGAUGCCGAUCGUGGUCUCGACGCUCGGCAUAUUCUUGAAGAGGCCAUGUCUCAAGCCCUCAUAAGGAGAUGUAACAAAUGCAAAAAUCCGUUUGUGAAGCAAGACGGCUGCAAUAAGAUAAAGUGCACGAACUGCGGGACAUUACAAUGUGAUGUCUGUCGCCAGACGAUCGAUGACUAUACCCAUUUCAAUGACACAAACAGAGGCGGUAAAGCUGGUCAAUGCCCGUUAUUUGACGUGUCCGAAAACCGAUACAAAGAGGAAGUUGCUAAAGCUGAGGUGGAAACGCGGAAGAAAGUCGUGGAGGCGAAUCCGGAAGUGGUAAGAGCAUUAUUGGAGGUCUUCUAA
Xylaria bambusicola is the source of this 1602-nucleotide messenger RNA. RefSeq lists its product as uncharacterized. The record is from RefSeq and is a predicted model, not a curated record. The transcript is spliced from 3 exons. Bases 1 to 1602 code for a protein of 533 amino acids. NCBI's taxonomy places the organism in Eukaryota, Fungi, Ascomycota, Sordariomycetes, Xylariales, Xylariaceae.